This is a messenger RNA of Formica exsecta, 6817 nucleotides long. It is a transcript of the gene Cap-D2, whose product is annotated as condensin complex subunit 1. The coding region runs from base 208 to 4500 and encodes 1430 amino acids. Gene Ontology annotation, cellular component: condensed chromosome, centromeric region; nucleus. Lineage: Eukaryota; Metazoa; Arthropoda; Insecta; Hymenoptera; Formicidae. Gene Ontology annotation, molecular function: histone binding. The record is from RefSeq and is a predicted model, not a curated record. Gene Ontology annotation, biological process: meiotic chromosome condensation; mitotic cell cycle; mitotic chromosome condensation. The transcript is spliced from 20 exons.
GUAAUGAAUUUGAAAAUGAGACGAAUUUCAUAUACAUGUUUCUGUUGGUCUUCGAUCGGUCAAAACAAUUUCUUUUGAUUGAACAUCUUAUUCGAGCGACAUAAAAGAAGUGAAGAGCUAUUAUUUCAAAGAUAUUUAUUACGAAGAGAUAUUCAAUGCAAAGAAGAUAAAAUUUUCAUUGACAGUUGAAUUCAGAAUUACGUUGAAAUGGUAAAAAGUUUCGUGAUUCCUUUGGUCGCGGAUGAGCUUUUGACGUCUCAUGCCGGACAAUAUUUCGUUGAAGAGAUUGUGCCUUUACGAAUGAUAACACAGUCUCUUGAUGCUACACGUUCAGCGUUGCAAGCAAAUGGUGUGCAUUUUAUUUUGGAUCAUUUUGACACAUUUUUCUCUAUCAUUGUUCAUGGCAGUAAAGUAGAACUUGUGGUUUGCUUGCGUGGUUUUAAUAGGAUUCAUAAAGCUGUGGAAAUACUUGUGGAUGAAUUGGAAAAAAUAUUUGAUCAUGGAAAUGACAUUACAGAGGAAGAGGAAAGAAAAACAUUUUUGUGUAUCAACAAUAUGCUGGCAUAUUUGUUCUCAUGGUUUGUUGGUCAUAUAGAUGAACGUGUUAUGAAAAAUAGAAAUGUUAAUAUUGGAAAGCCUAAAAAAGGUGCAAAGUCUGAUAUUGAAGAGGAAUGGGAACAAUCUAAGCAGAAAGUUUUGGAACUCGUGUAUCGAUGGCUGCAAAUACCAUUGUAUAAGAUUUGGAGACCACCGAUUGUUGAAAAUUCAUUUGUUAUGGCAUUAGCACAGAUAUGUUAUAAAAUAUUGGAACAGACUAAAGAUGUUAAGCAAAAACAUAUAAGACAAACUAUAUUUGAGAUUUUUGGAACUUUGAUUAAAAAAUACAAUCAUGGAAUUACUUGCAUUGUGAGAAUUAUUCAGUUGGUGAAAUUGUGUGAUGCAUUAGCAGUGCCUAUAGCGACUGGCAUAGUACAUAUGGCCACUGAGUGUGGUUGUAAAGGUUUGAUAAAAGAGGUGAUGAAUGAAAUCGGACAGAGCGAAAUUGGUGAAACGGAAAAUCGCAAUGUAUCCACAUUUCUCGAGAACAUUGCAAUCUUGCAGCCCGAUCUUAUAAUCCCUGUUCUUGACGAGGUCAUCGAUUACCUGUCUAAUGAGUUUUAUACUAUGAGAAAUUGCGUGAUUGGAGUAUUGGAUAUUGUAGUGCAAAAAGCGUUGACUGGCGAAGAUCUCACGGAUGAACAGAAAAAGCAACGCGAUGAAUGUCUAAAUAAUUUGGAGGAUCAUAUUUUGGAUUCCCAUGCUUAUGUCAGAUCGAAGGUACUUCAAGUGUGGCAACGCUUAUGUUGCGAGGGAGCUGUACCAUUAGCCAGAUAUGGGAAGCUUUUAGCCGCCACCGCAUUGCGCUUAGAAGAUAAAAGCGCGAAUGUUCGUAAACAGGCUCUCCAGUUGUUGCGUACCAUGUUGCAAAGCAAUCCCUUCGCCGCCAAGUUGACUCGUGUUGAACUCUCCGACUCGUUAGAAAAAGAAAAAGCAAAAUUGCAAGAAUUGCAAGCUCAAAUUGCAAGUACUAGUGGACGCGGUCAUAUGCAAAGAUUCGAACUUUGGAAUAUUUUACAACCAGAUAUUAAAGCGACAAUAAAGAAAAUUUUUGAAAAUGAAGCGGAAUGUAUAAAUGAACCAUGUGCAGAGAAUAAAGAGAAUAUUGAUGCAGAUCAUGCUUUCGAACAUGUGAGACAAUUAUUAUUAAACCGAAAAGUCACCAAGGCUGUGAAAUACUUAUGGAAGACUUGUAUGAUAUUGGAAGAAGCUCCUGAAAUGAGAGAUCUUUCCAUUGCAGCAAAGGAGGAGUGUUUAUUCGCCUUUUUGCUGAAAAUUUUUAUAGAAUCAGAGAACAGAUUGACAGAUAAUGAAGACGAGAAUACGGUUGACGCAAGUAAAUCGGAGCAAGAUAACAAGAAAAAAGAGGAGAUAAGAUUGCGAAAGCGCGUUAUAAAUUACUUAACAAAUUGUCUCGAGUUCGCGAUUGAGUUGGAAAAGGCAAUACCGAUGGCGGAGAAGCUGUUGUUCUCCAUAUGUGCCGGCGACGCGGUUGAAUCGUGCACAUUUUUAGGAACCGCUUUUCAAUUCAAAGUAACUGGUGCGGCCAGUUCCAUACGCGAAGCCCUUUUUCAAGUGUUCCAUCGCGAUCAGUCUGUGCGUAAUAAUGUGGCUGUGGUCUACAAAAACAUUUAUCUCGACAUCAGUAAUGACAAACAAUCAGCCCGUCAAAUAGCUGUAACUCGUAGCAAUUGUUUGAUCAAUUUGCUAUCGGAAUUACAACCUGGACAAAGUCCGGCUUUAGCUCAACUGAUCGUAACAUGGUAUGAGAACGGGGAAUUAAACAACGAAUUGUUGCAGGUAUUAUGGGAAAAAUUCUCCAUGAAGUAUCCGGAUACGUCACCGAUAAAUAGCAGAACUGCAUUAAUGAUAUUAACGAUGAUAGCUCAGGCAGAACCUAAGAUUGUAAUCGAUAAUGUGAAUAUGUUAGUAGAAAUAGGAUUAGGUCCGCGCGCGAAAGACGAUCUUCUUUUCGCACGAGACACUUGCAGAAUGUUAUUGAAGAUAAAACAAAAUAGCAAGGAUAUCGAAAAAUCGCCUCUGAGAUAUUUCAACAAUCACGAUAUGUUCCAACAAAUCCUGAUAUUAUUGAUAGAUACUUUUAUCGACGCGAAUGAAAACGCUUAUAUCUCUUUUGCGACGGAUGCAAUUAACGUUAUAUAUCAUUUGGCAAAUCAACCUGAUAGAUUGAUAAAAAAAUUAUUAUUGGACAUCACCGAGAAGGGUCAAUUCACUAAUAAGGAAACGAAUGAAGCACCGAGUGUGUCAUGCACUAUACUCUCCAAAUUGCUUUAUAUAAUUGGACAUAUUGCCAUCAGGCAAAUGAUUCAUCUGGAUAUGUUCGUUUACAAGGAACUCAAGCGUAGAGAUGCAGUGCGUAAGAUGCGUAAAAGCAAGAAACAGUCGAGAGUUGAGUUUGCAACACCGGAUAUUAGAUCUAAAUCGGCAAACGCGUCGUCGGUCUCAUCAAGUGCGCGACGAAAUAAAAACUUGAUGAUUUCUAUGGUAACCGAAGAUAACGGCGAGGAAGCUUUAGAAGGUGCAAUAGAUGACGCGGAAGCGGAAUUCGUAAACAGCGUGCUUGAAAACGAGAUCGUCACUGGAAAUGGCUUGCUUGCGAAAUUUGUUCCAUUGGUAUUGGAUGUAUGUACAUAUCCCGAUAAGUAUAAUAGCGAGAAUCUACAAGCCGCAAGUUCGCUCGCGUUGAGCAAAAUGAUGACAGUGAGUUCCAUAUUUUGUGAGCAAUCCCUACAACUUUUAGUCACCAUAUUGGAACGAUCGUCAUAUCCUGGAAUAAGAUCGAACAUGCUGAUCGGAAUGAGCGAUCUUGCUACUAGAUUUCCCAAUCAAGUGGAACCAUGGUCGAAGCACAUCUAUGGAAGACUCCGAGAUGAGGAUGUAAACGUGCGUAGAACAUGCGUUCGUAUGUUAUCGAAUCUGAUAAUGAGGGAGAUGAUCCGAGUGAAAGGACAAGUUUCAGAAUUAGCCCUUUGCAUUAUUGACGAGGAUAAACAAAUACAGCAAGACACAAAGGAAUUCUUCAAUCAACUUGCCCAGAAAGGCAACGCUCUGUAUAAUAUAGUGCCCGAUAUAUUGUCGCGCUUAGCAGAUCCUCAAUUGAAUCUCGACGAAAAACGAUUUCAGGAAACCAUUAGAUACAUUCUCGGCCUAAUGCAGAAAGAAAGACAAAUUGAUACCAUAAUCGAUAAAAUUUGCGCUAGAUUUAAGUUAGCUACCACAGAAAGACAGUGGCGUGAUCUUUCCUACUGCCUUUCACUCUUACAAUUCAGUGGAAAGAGUAUACGGCGUCUUAUCGAAAGUUUACCGCUAUUGAAAGAAAAAAUUCAUUAUAAACCGGUAUUAACAGCAUUACAAAAUAUCAUUGAGCAGACAAAGAAAAAGGCGGACGCUAAUGCCGCUUGCACAGAGCUAGAAGAAAAAAUACAAGAACUUUUAGAGACGGAAACAACAGAAAAUCCGGAAGUAGUAGACAACCGUCUGAUGCCACCACCGUCUGUCAUGCCAAAAAAUAGAAAAAGUAUUCGUCGAAGUAGAUAUAAGAACAAGAAUGAUGAAACCGAUGACGAAGAUAGUUCCGAUGAUUCCGAGGAAGAUAUAGACAAUCCACCUAUUGUAAAAUCGGGAAAUAACAAAAAAAGAUUGACCAGUGAAAAGAUCUUUCAUACAAGAUCAGUCGCAAAAAAUAAUGAUGAUGAUGUCAGUGAUGAAAGUGUCUCAAAUACUGCCACGCCUGCAAAGCAUGGUAAAAGAAAAGGAUACGUACAAAAGAAAAAUACGAAGACUGCGGAGGAUGAUAGUGAUAACGUAUCGCCAUCCUCAAAACGAAAUAAAAAUAAUACACCGUUACGAGAGACUAAGAUGUCGACCCGGUUACGCAAAUAAUUAUUUUCUUAUAAAAUUAAAACAAAACGAAGAAAGUUCCUGGCUAGAUGAGGAUCAUUUUAAAAGAUGGUCCGGUCGCAAAACAGUUCCAUUUAUUUCGGAUAUAAUUAGUAGUUUUUAUCGUACUUCAAUUAUUUGUCGUCUUAAACAUUUUUAUGAAUUGCUGAAAGAUCGAAUGUAUAUUCAUUUAUCAGUUUAAAAUCUGAGUUUUCGCGCGCGCGCGCGCGUAUAUGUUAAUAUAAAAAAGAUAUAUUACACAUUAGAUAUAUGAUCCCAUGUAUAUGUUAAAAUCGCUAUAUAAAGAUUUAAGGAUUAAGUAACAAUGUCAGACAGAUCUAAAGAAAUAAUUCGAGCUUUUAAUAUUGUUUAAGAAAAAGUUUUGAAGAGAUUGAGAUGAAAAGUGCGUUGGAAAUCUCUAUAAAAAAUCAAAGUUUAAGGGGCCUAUUCUGUAACUUUUAACGAUGUCGUUAAGUAUCAUCGCGCAGCUAUUUUCCGAUACGUUUUAGUUGCGCAAUGACACGUAAUAACAUCAUUAAAUGUUACAAAAUAGGCCCCUAAGUCUUCUUGAUUGCGUAUUUUAGAAAGAUUUAUUAUUCUUAAUAUUUAUAAAUCAAUAAUUGAGCAUCACACAGACACAAGUUUAUUAAUAAAAUAAUCAAUAUUUUUAUGUUAAGUUUUAUUUUUGCUAAUAUGUUUUAGUAUUUUAACUUUUUAUUUCUGGCAUUUUUGAUAAAUUUGGACAAGUUCUGUUAUUCUUCUCUCUUUGCCGAUAAAUAAUAUAAUGAUAAACACAUGACAUCUGAAUAUUCGCUUUUUACUUCCGAUUCUAAAAUUAAUAUGCGAAGAAUUAAUCAUGUCUCUUAGAACUUCUUCUCUGUUCCCACAACAAUAAAAUCGAUUAACAUCAUUAUCCUGCUGACGAAAGCGCGCACGAUAAUGUCUCGCGAUCUUACUUACAUACUAGCAAGCAUGCAUCAAAUUACUACACUUACGUACUUUUCUACUUAUUAUUUUUAUGGAUUAACCUUAUGGAUAAUUUUUUUUUUUGUACGAUUUUGUGCAUAUCAUGCACUAGGAACAGAGCAGCGGUUUGCAGCAGAAUCACGCCGAUCAAUCAUUACAUCCGAAGAAACCAGUUCUUCUGAUCAUAAUUUCUGGAAUUAGCUGCUAAUAAGCAUUACCAGAAAAAUACUUAUCUUAUUAAAAAAACAAAUAAUACAAUUUUUUAUAUUAAAAAUAAAAUAAGAUAUUUUUAUACAAGAUUUGUUUGAAAGAAAAUUGGUUUUCAAUAAUAUUUCAAAAAUUGAUUUCAAAUUCGAGAAAUGUAUAUGUGCGCGCGUAUGUGUGUGUGAAAAAAGUAUUUUUUGUUUUAUUUUAGAGUUGAAAGUAUAUAAUUUUCAAUAAAUCAAUACAUACUGUGCAAUAGAUUGAUUUCAACAGCAAUAAUCAGAAUGUAAAUGAAAAUUUGAUUUUUCUUAAAGUCAAAUACUGAUACACAACAUCUGAAGAAAAUCGAUGUGAUACUUAAUCGACAUUCUGUCGCAAAACGCAGUAUUUUACAAAUCAAUUCCUCAUGGCGGAGGUCUUAGAUAUACAUAUAUUUGCGUGUCGCAAUGAACUUUUAUGACAGAGGCAGAUAGAAAAUAUCGAGAUUGUCGAAUCAACUUUGUAGAAGACUAGGAAAUUGACUCUUCGCUUAACAUACUAUUGAUAUACAACACGGUAAAAAUAAUAAACAAUGCAGUAGUGGAAUAUUCAUUUCAAUCAUAAUGGAAAUUUAAAUUUCUAAUUUCAGAAUUCUAGAAAACAUCAUAUUAUUCUAGAAAACCGUCCCGCAGUUGUAAUGUCUGCAAAAAAGGGCGCUCAUAUAACUGAUAUGACAUGAUUAAAUAAAAUGAAGAAUAUUACAAAAAAAAUAUGUAAACAUGCAUUUAUAAUUAACGAUCAAAUUGGGACUCUCUUUUGGAGACCGGAACCAUGAUAAAUAUUUAGAUUUAAUUCUGCUAUACUAUACAUAUAAAAAUUCGUCAAAUACACAACAAUUAGUUUAAAGAUCCUGUUCCUAAAAGAUCAUUGUUAUAAGCAUUAAGUUGGCGCUAAAGAUUUGUCGUUUUAUUACUAAGUAUUUUAAAUAAAAAUAGCAAUCCGGAUUCUUUUUAAGGAGUUUGAAAAGGAAGAUUGAACAGUUUCUUAUAAUAGAUAAAAUAUACAAUAUAUUAAUACUCUUUUCUGUCUUCUCACAUCAAUAAUGUAAUUAUUUUAAUUAAUAAAAUUUAUUACUCUUUUGAAACUAUGUAAUUUUUUUUUCAACUUUAGU